Molecule: messenger RNA, 5030 nt
Organism: Juglans microcarpa x Juglans regia
Lineage: Eukaryota; Viridiplantae; Streptophyta; Magnoliopsida; Fagales; Juglandaceae
Source: RefSeq, a predicted model, not a curated record
UUGCGUUUCUCUGUCAUACCCAUUCCUCUCUGUUUCUUUCCCUCAUCCCAAAGGAAAUUUCCCAAACACGGCCUCUCAGCUAAAGCUUCUUCACGUAUUUUUCUAAAAUUCUGCCCUAAUUUCACUCCCAAAACGCCUUUGAAUUCAUUCAAUUCAAUCUCCUCCUCCUCCUCCUCAACAUGCAAGUUACCUAAACCCCCUUCCCUACAGAAUCUCUCAAACUCCUCUUUCUGAAUUAGGGUUUACCUGUCUUGCUUUUACAUUAGCCCCAACUCCAACCCCCCUUCCUCAAUCACUCACAUUUUUUCUUUUUUGGGGUUUAUUCGCUUCUGUAAUGACUGUCGCCUCCUCCAAUGGCCCGCGCUUCCUCCUCACCCACCUUCCAUUUCUUCCUUCUUAGCUUCCUCACUCUCUGCGCCAUCAACGCUUGCCUCUCCGAAGGUUCGGAUGAUGCUUUCUCGAUCAUCGGGUACGACUUUGACGCAUUUCAGGGCGAUUACACGCCGCCGUCGCCGCCGGCUCCUCCUCCACCACCUCACCCUCCGUCGCUCACGUGCGAGGACGAUCUUUACGGGAUUGGGUCCCUCAACACCUCGUGCGUACUCAACUCUAGCUUAAUUUUUGUAGAUGAUGUAUAUAUAGAAGGAAAUGGAAGCUUAUAUAUACUUCCUGGUGUGAGUUUGAGCUGUACGGCAUUGGGUUGCUCAAUUACGGUUAACUUGAGCGGGGAAUUUUGUUUGGGUAGUAAUUCGGCUAUAGUUGCCGGGUCGGUGAGGGUGAAUGCUUGGAAUGCGAGUUUGUUUGAGGGGUCAAAGAUCAAUGUGACUGCGUUGGCGGGUGCACCCCCGCAGACUAGUGGCAGCCCCGAUGGGGUUGAGGGUGCAGGCGGAGGGCAUGGUGGGAGGGGUGCUAGCUGUGUUUCCGAUAACAAGAAGCUCCCGGAAGAUAUCUGGGGCGGGGACGCCUACUCGUGGUCGUCUUUGGAUGUGCCCGGGAGUUAUGGAAGCAGGGGUGGGACAACUGUUAAAGAAGUGAAUUAUGGUGGGGAAGGAGGUGGGAGGAUUUGGAUUGAGGUGAAUACUACACUUCAGGUUAGCGGGAAUCUAUUCGCGGAUGGGGGCGAUGGCGGUGUUAAGGGUGGAGGAGGCUCUGGUGGCAGCAUUUUCGUUAACGCUCAAAGAAUGAUUGGAAAUGGCAGGAUAAGCGCCACUGGUGGAAAUGGUUUUGCUGGAGGUGGGGGUGGAAGAGUCUCCAUCCAUGUUUUCAGCAGGCAUGAUGAUACACAAAUCUUUGUUCAUGGAGGGAGUAGUUUAGGCUGUCCUGAAAACUCAGGUGCUGCUGGGACAUAUUAUGAUGCUGUGCCUCGGAUUCUUCUUGUGAGCAAUCACAAUAGGUCCACGACGACGGACACACUUCUGUUAGAGUUUCCUAAACAGCCACUUUGGACAAAUGUUUACAUUGAAAAUCAUGCUAAGGCCUUGGUUCCUUUGUUCUGGAGUCGUGUACAGGUUCGAGGGCAAAUUCACUUAACGUGUGGUGCAGUUUUGACCUUUGGGCUUGCACAUGUUGCUACAUCAGAAUUUGAGUUAAUGGCAGAAGAGCUUUUAAUGAGUGACUCAGUUGUAAAGAUAUAUGGGGCUCUACGAAUGUCUGUCAAGAUGCAUCUGAUGUUGAAUUCCAAAAUGCUUAUUGAUGGUGGUGUUGAUUCACUUGUGGCAACGUCUUUGCUUGAGGCCAGCAAUUUAGUAGUUCUCAAGGGAUCCUCUGUGAUACAUUCUAAUGCAAAUUUGGGAGUUCAUGGACAAGGUUAUUUGAAUUUGUCUGGACCAGGAAAUCUGAUUGAAGCACAACGGCUGAUUCUAUCAUUAUUUUAUAGUGUCAAUGUUGGACCUGGAUCUGUUCUGCAAGGUCCCUUGGACAAUGGCAGUUUUAACGAUAUGACGCCACAGCUCUACUGUGAACUCCCAGAUUGCCCUGGGGAACUACUUCAUCCACCCGAAGACUGUAAUGUGAACUCUACGUUGCCCUUCACUCUUCAGAUCUGUAGGGUUGAAGAUAUUAUUCUUGAAGGCAUUAUAAGAGGAUCUGUUGUUCAUUUUCACUGGGUCAGAACUGUGGUUGUCCAAUCUUCUGGAGCAAUUAGUGCAUCUGGGCUGGGCUGUACUGGUGGCGUGGGUAAAGGAAGAAUUUUUGAAAACGGUCUAGGUGGCGGUGGUGGACAUGGUGGCAAAGGUGGUGAUGGAUAUUAUAAUGGCAGUUUCAUUGAUGGUGGUGGUGCAUAUGGAGAUGCUGAUUUACCUUGUGAGCUUGGUAGUGGCAGUGGAAAUGAUAGCCUUGCUGGUGCAACUACAGGUGGUGGUAUAAUUGUGAUGGGUUCGAUAGAGCACUCAUUAUCAAGUUUGUAUCUCAAUGGUUCACUUAGAGCCGAUGGAGAAAGCUGUGGAGAUGCUGGAAAGCAAGGUAGUAGGAGCAUCGGACCUGGUGGUGGAUCCGGUGGAACUGUUCUUUUGUUUGUUCAUUCCUUGGCACUAGGUGAUUCUUCUAUUAUAUCAACUGUCGGAGGGCAUGGUAGUCACAAUGGUGGAGGUGGUGGUGGUGGUGGAAGAGUUCACUUUCAUUGGUCAGAUAUACCAGUCGGGGAUGCAUAUCUACCCAUAGCAAGUGUGAAGGGAACUAUUUAUACUGUGGGAGGAUUUGGUAGAGGUCACGGCCGUGCUGGGGAAAACGGGACUGUCACUGGGAAGGCCUGCCCCAAAGGGCUUCAUGGCAUCUUCUGUGAGGAAUGCCCUGUUGGCACAUAUAAGAAUGUCAGUGGGUCUGAUAGAGCCCUAUGUCAUGAGUGCCCAUCGAAUGAGCUUCCACAUCGUGCCAGAUAUCUUACCGUUCGAGGUGGUGUUACUGAGGCUCCUUGUCCAUACAAGUGCAUAUCUGACAGAUUUCACAUGCCACAUUGUUAUACAGCACUUGAAGAGCUGAUAUACACUUUUGGUGGACCAUGGUUAUUUGGUCUUAUUCUCUUGGGUAUCCUAAUUCUUUUGGCUCUAGUGCUUAGUGUUGCACGAAUGAAAUAUGUUGGUGGAGAUGAAUUACCAGCCCUUGUUCCUGCUCAACCUGUCUCUCGAAUAGAUCACUCCUUCCCUUUCCUAGAGUCAUUAAAUGAGGUUUUGGAAACAAAUAGAACAGAGGAAUCUCAGACUCAUGUGCAUAGAAUGUACUUCAUGGGACCAAAUACUUUCAAGGAACCUUGGCAUCUACCUCACUCCCCUCCUGAACAAGUAGAAGACAUUGUUUACGAGGAUGCAUUCAAUAGAUUUGUGGAUGGGAUUAAUGGUUUAGCUGCUUAUCAGUGGUGGGAAGGAUCAGUUUACAGCAUUCUCUCUCUGCUUGCUUAUCCGCUUGCAUGGUCAUGGCUACAGCGGUGUCGAAAGAAGAAAUUACAGCAACUGCGUGACUUUGUUCGAUCAGAAUAUGAUCAUUCUUGCCUGCGUUCUUGCCGUUCACGUGCUCUAUAUGAAGGGCUAAAGGUAGCUGCAACUUCUGAUCUGAUGCUUGCUUAUGUGGACUUUUUCCUUGGUGGGGAUGAAAAGAGAUCUGAUCUUCCUCCUCGUCUUCAUCAAAGAUUUCCCAUGUCUCUAGUUUUUGGAGGAGAUGGAAGUUACAUGGCUCCUUUUUGCCUACAAAGUGAUAAUAUUCUUACUUGCCUUAUGAGUCAGUCUAUUCCACCUACCAUAUGGUAUCGACUUGUGGCGGGUCUAAAUGCUCAAUUACGCUUAGUUCGCCGUGGGCACCUGAAGAUAUCUUUUGGUCAUGUUAUAAGCUGGCUUGAAACCCAUGCAAACCCUACUUUAAGUACAUAUGGUGUACGUGUUGAUCUAGCUUGGUUUCAGCCUACAGCUUCUGGAUAUUGCCACUUUGGACUUCUCACAUGUGCUAUUGAAAAUGAAAGUGCGCAGCCAUCAAUUGGUAGUCAAGAUAUAUCAUUGCUACCGGAGCAACAGUCAUGUUUGCACAGAAUUCAUAGGGAAAGUCCACAAGACCAUUUGAGAGUUUGUGAGCAUUCAGUGACGUGCAGGAGGAAUUUUGGAGGGAUUCUGCAUGGCAAGAGCUUACGGAUGCUUAAACAGAACAAGGCUAUAUGUUAUCCCUUCUCUUUCGUAGUUUAUAAUACCAAACCUGUUGGCCAUCAGGAUCUUGUUGGUUUGUUCAUCUCUAUACUACUCCUAGGUGAUUUUAGUUUAGUCCUGCUUACUUUACUACAGAUGUACUCUAUUUCGCUGUUGGACUUCCUUUUAGUUCUGUUUGUCCUUCCUCUUGGUGUAUUGUUUCCGUUCCCAGCCGGAAUCAGUGCUUUGUUUAGUCAUGGACCUAGGCGCUCAGCAGGUCUUGCCCGUGUAUAUGCUUUGUGGAAUAUCACAUCCUUGAUCAAUGUUGUGGUUGCCUUCAUUUGCGGUAUACUUCAUUAUACUACCCACUCAAGUAAAAAGCAUCUAAACUUUCAGUCCUGGAAUUUUAGCGUGGAUGAAAGUGAAUGGUGGAUGCUUCCAUGUGGAUUAGUGCUGUGUAAAAUUAUCCAAGCACGACUCAUUGAUUGCCACGUGGCUAACCAGGAAAUUCAAGACUUCUCAUUGUAUAGCAGUGACCCGGAGGUGUUCUGGCAGUCAUGAGGAAUUGGUUGUACAGGCCCAAGUUAUAUACAUCUGCCCCCUUUUUUUGUGGCCCUAAUCAAUUUUUUUUUUUCCUUUACAUGAAGCAUGAGAUAGCAUCAGGUAAAGUGGCACGUAGGAAUUAUAUAUGUUGAGAGGACAGGUAAGGUAAUUAAGUGGUGUAUACGAGAGACUAGAGAGAGAGAGAGAGAGAGAGAGAGAGCGAGAGAGAGUGAUAGAGUAACAUCAGAUCCUUUUAGCCCUUGUCAAUGUUUAGAAGUUGUGUCCAAUAUAUUGAAAUUGGGAUGUGUCUAUUGGCUACUGAACCUACUGAACUUCUGCAGUUUGCAAGGUUCAUUGUCAAUAUUCAGUCUACCAUAUUCUCUC